AUGGCUCAGACCGGUACCGCUUCGGUCCUCCCAGACCCCGCCGCCGACCUUCACUGGAGCGACUACCGCGGAGCAAUCCACGAAAUAUUCGCCGCCAACGCCGAGAAGCACCCCGAGAGACCAUGCGUUGUCGAAACCCCGAGUGCCCGCACUCCCGAGCGCGCCUUCACCUACAAGCAGAUCAAUGAGAGCUCCAAUCAGCUUGCCCACCACUUCCUGGCGCAUGGCUGUGAGCGCGGAGACGUCGUCAUGGUCUACGCCCACCGUGGUGUGGACCUCGUCGUUGCAUACAUGGGUGCUCUGAAGGCCGGUGCCACCGUCAGCGUGCUGGAUCCCCAGUACCCUCCCGACCGUCAGACCAUAUACCUGGAAGUUGCAAGCCCUAGGUUCCUCGUCCAGAUCGAGCGCGCGACUGAGGAGGCCGGCAAGCUGCCAGACAAGGUUAGAGAUUUCAUCACCCAAAACUUGAGCAUCAAGGCCGAAGUGCCUGCUCUCAAGCUUCAGGACGAUGGUUCUCUGGCAGGUGGUGAGGUCGACGGCAAGGAUUGUCUGGAGGCGCAAGAGUCCCUCAAGAGCCAGUUGCCUGGUGUCUUGGUUGGUCCUGACUCUAUUCCGACCCUGUCAUUCACCAGUGGCUCCGAGGGCAGGCCCAAGGGUGUGCAGGGUCGCCACUUCUCUCUGGCAUACUACUUCCCUUGGAUGGCGCAAAGGUUCAAUCUGUCCGAGAAUGACAGGUUUACCAUGCUGUCUGGCAUUGCCCAUGAUCCUAUCCAGAGAGACAUCUUCACCCCACUCUUCCUUGGUGCACAACUCCUUGUUCCCAGCCGCGACGAUAUUGCACAUGAGCUUCUCGCCGAAUGGAUGCGCAACUACAAGGCUACCGUUACCCACCUCACCCCUGCCAUGGGUCAGAUCCUCGUCGGAGGCGCCAGCGCCCAGUUUCCUUCUCUGCACCACUCCUUCUUUGUAGGUGAUGUCUUGAUCAAGAGAGAUUGCAAGAGGCUCCAGGAGCUGGCACACAACGUUCGCAUCGUCAACAUGUACGGAACCACCGAAACUCAGCGCGCCGUGUCCUAUUACGAGGUGCCGAGCAAGAACGACGACCCGAACUUCCUGGACACCAUGGGCGAUAUCAUCCCUGCCGGGAAGGGUAUGCUCGACGUCCAAUUGCUGGUCGUUGACCGCGAGAACAGGAAUCGCAUCUGCGACGUUGGCGAGCAGGGAGAAAUCUUUACCAGAGCAGGCGGUUUGGCAGAGGGAUACCUUGGCAACGAUGAGACUACUGCCAAGCUGAACGAGUCCAAGUUCAUUUCCAACUGGUUCAUUGAUAAUGCCAAGUGGGUUAAGCAGGACGAAGAGAAGGUCACAUCUUCCGGAGUCAAGGAGCCUUGGCGCCAACUCUACAAGGGUCCUCGGGACCGUCUCUACCGGACCGGUGACUUGGGUCGUUACACUGCUGACGGAAAUGUUGAGUGCACUGGCCGCAUCGACAACCAAGUCAAGAUCAGAGGCUUCCGUAUCGAGCUCGGCGAAAUUGACACUCACUUGUCCCGCCACCCGCUCAUCCGUGAGAACGUCACUCUGGUCCGCAGGAACAAGGAUGAGGAGCCGACGUUGGUCAGCUACAUUGUUCCCGAGAUGAAGCGCUGGCUUCAGUGGCUGGAGGAGAAGGGUCUUGCUGCGGACGACUCCCAGGACGACUCCAUGGUUGGCAUGUUGAAGAAAUUCAAGCCCUUGUCGGACGACUGCAGGAGCUUCCUCAAGACCAAAGUGCCUUCUUACGCAGUCCCCAGCGUUCUUGUCCCUCUCUCCCGCAUGCCGCUCAACCCCAACGGCAAAAUCGACAAGCCGGCGUUGCCGUUCCCUGAGCCUACAGAUCUUCUCCUUGCCGCUGGUAGGAGACCAUCUCAAGUGGCUGCCUCCAUGACUGAGACUCAGAAGAAGGUUGCCGAGAUCUGGGGCAAGCUACUGCCGAACACGUCGGCCCGCAUGUUGACUCCUGAGUCCAACUUCUUCGAGGAGGGUGGCCACUCCAUCCUAGCUCAGCAGAUGCUUCUACAGGUCAGGAGGACGUGGAAGGGUAUCGAUGUUCCCAUGAGCGUCAUCUUCCAGUCGCAAACGUUGGAGGCUUUCUCCACUGAAAUUGACCGCGCUCAGGAUCCAGCUGGUCUGCGUCUGGAGCACGCUCCCGCUCCCGACGAUGUCACAGAUGAGGCCUACUCUGCCGAUGCUCGCGAGCUUGCGCAACAACUGCCGAAAUCCAUCCCAACUGCCACACUUGACUUCUCGGAGUCCAAGACGGUAUUCCUUACUGGCGCCACUGGUUUCUUGGGAUCUUACCUCCUGAGGGAUCUUUUUAGCCGUAACUUGCGCGUCAUUGCGCACGUCCGUGCCAAGGACCCUGCUGCUGGUCUCGAGCGUAUUACCUCUACCUGUCAAGCAUACGGCAUCUGGUCCGAGGCCUGGCGCUCCCAGCUGGAGGUUGUCAUUGGUGACCUUUCCAAACCCAAUCUUGGGCUUGAGAAGGAGGCUUGGGAGCGCGUCGCUAACGAGGCGGAUGUUAUCAUUCACAACGGCGCGUUGGUCAACUGGAUGCAGCCGUACUCCAGCCUCCGCUCUCCCAACGUCCUCUCCACGAUGAAUGCCAUCUCGCUAUGCACGAGUGGCAAGCCCAAGCAGCUUGGGUUUGUCAGCUCUACCUCUACCCUGGACAGCGAUCACUAUGUCAAGCUGUCCCAGGAGAGCGUGGCUGCUGGCGGCAAGGGUGUGUUGGAGGCUGACGAUAUGGAGGGCAGCCGCAAGGGUCUCGGAACUGGAUAUGGCCAGUCCAAGUGGGCCAGCGAGUACAUUGUCCGUGAGGCAGGCAAGCGAGGUCUCAAAGGAGCCGUUAUCCGUCCCGGAUACGUCACUGGCGAUCCUGUCACCGGCACCUCGAUCACGGAUGACUUCCUUGUCCGUCUCCUGAAGGGAUGCCUCCAGCUCAAUGCUCGCCCCGACAUCAAGAACACGGUCAACCAGGUCCCCGUCACUCACGUCGCCCGCGUUGUUAUCGCGUCGACCCUCAACCCACCGGUUGAGCCCCUCGGCGUCGCACAAGUCACCAGCCAUCCCCGCCUCUCUUUCAACGAGUUCGUCGGCGCGCUCGAGACUUAUGGCUACGACGUUCCGCAGGUUUCGUAUGACGAAUGGCGGACGAAGAUGGAAGACUACGUGGCGGCCUCGAUCGACGGCGAGAAGGAAGAGCACGCUCUCCUCCCACUUUUCCAUUUCGUCACGGGCAACCUCCCCGCCGACACGAUUGCGCCCGAGCUCGAUGACGCGCAGUCUGCGGCCGCGCUUCGGGCCGACGCCAAGUGGACGGGCGAGGACGUGUCGGGCGGCAGCGCCGUCACGGUCGAGACGCUGGGUGCAUACCUUGCGUACCUGGUCGCGGUGGGCUUUUUGCCGUCGCCGACGAAGAAGGGCGAGAGAGAGCUGCCGACGUGCGAGCUGAACGCGGAUCAGAAGGCGGCGCUGGGUAAGAUCGGCGGUCGUGGUGGUGGCGCCGCUUAA
Messenger RNA from Diplodia corticola, 3552 nucleotides. Its product is annotated as l-aminoadipate-semialdehyde dehydrogenase large subunit. The coding region runs from base 1 to 3552 and encodes 1183 amino acids. The record is from RefSeq and is a predicted model, not a curated record. The transcript has 4 exons. NCBI's taxonomy places the organism in Eukaryota, Fungi, Ascomycota, Dothideomycetes, Botryosphaeriales, Botryosphaeriaceae. Gene Ontology annotation, molecular function: L-aminoadipate-semialdehyde dehydrogenase [NAD(P)+] activity. Gene Ontology annotation, biological process: L-lysine biosynthetic process.